UCCACACUGCUUUCCACAAUGGUUGCACCAAUUUGUAUUCCCACCAACAGUGUAGGUGGAUUCUUUAGGGCUUAUUUCUGACAAAUGGAAUUAGGUUUAUUGUUGACACAGAGAAAUAGUACCUAACAUGUAACUACAGUAUUUCUACUGGUGGCAUAUAAUGAGUAACUGUUAUCACAGGAGGCCACACCAGUGUGACUCAAGGACACUGUGAUAUAGCAAAAAGAAGGGUAGACAACAUUAGAAAGCUUGGGUUCCGGACUACACCCAACCACUUAUAGCUGCAUGAGCUUUGAAAUUCACUUUUACCUUUCUCCUGAAUUGUUUGGAAUACAGGAAGUAAAGCAGUUUAGAAACUAAAGCGCUGGGACAGAGACAGCCUCAGAGUCUUCUCUGUGGGACCCCAGCUCUGAGGCUUAGGGCCCAUCCGCCAGCGGGCUGUGGAGAGGUUUGCACACACCUCUUAUUAAAGGGUAGAAUGAUAAAUGAGCUUAAUUUAGAGAAUGAGAAAUAUGCCAUUAUUCCCUUAAAAAAAAUCUCAGAUGUUAUGCUAUGGGAGAAUGAAAAAUGUUGGCUUCGUUGAUGAGUUAGUUUUGGUGCCUUACUCUUAUCUAGGGAAAAAGUCUAGUUUGCUUGGUUUGGCAUUAGAAAUGUGGUUGUCUGAGGAAUAACUUAUGUUGUAUCUUACCAUAUAAAAUUGUAGAUUUAACUACUGUUUUAGGAGGAAAUAUAUACUGUUAAUUCUCAGGAAAAAAAUGUGUAUAUUCUGAGAUAAACAUAUCACUAUUUUCAAUUUGAUCAAGAUAAUCAGUAAUCUCUGGACAUGUAUAUUAUAUCGCUUUAUUUGGGAUUGGAUAAAGGAGGAAACUCAAGGAUAUACUUUUUCUAUAAUCCCUGUUAUUUGAGAUGAUAGGGUUUGUUUCUAACAAAUAAAGCAGGAGAGAAAAAGAAGAGAAGAAGAAAGGAAAGGAUGAAAGAAAAAAAAGGGCAGGUUUCCUUUUCCUUUUGGGGAGUAAGUUUGCUUGCUUUUGUUAUUUCUUAAAAAAUUGGUUCUUUCUACCUCAGGUUCUGAAGGUUGGAAUCUUCCUAGUAAGAGCAAGGUAUUUUUAAAUAUUUUGUUUGAAAUAAUUGUAGAUAUACAGAAAAGUGCAGAAAUGUACUGAGCAGUGCCAUGUAUGAGCAAGAUUUUUUUAGUUGAAUGGUGAAAUUUUAUUUACUUAGAAAGGUUAACCCUCUCUAAUGGUUGGAUAUGGUUGCUCUUUUGUGUUCACAGAAUUCAUAAUGGCCUAUUUUUCUAUGGAGGCCUGAUUUUGCUUUUUGUGGGGGUUAGGUUUGGAUAGGCAUUGAAAAUGCUGCUGGUGGCAUAGAAUGUGUAAGUGUUAUCACAGGAGGCCACACCAGUGUGACUCAAGGGCACUGUGAUAAAGCGAAAAGAAGGGUAGACAACAUUAGAAAGCUUGGAUUCUGGACUACACCCAACCACUUAUAAGCUGCCUGAGCUUUGAAAUUCACUUUUACUUUCCUCCUGAAUUGUUUGGAAUACAGGAAGUAAAGCAGUUUAGAAACUAAAGCGCUGGGCUAUUUUAAUUAUUAAGAUUUUUUCAAUAACAACAACAACAACAACAAACACCAAAGAUUCCUUUACUGGUUGUAAUUCCUAUGAUAAAAAUUACUUAUUUGAUUUGAACAAUAAAGGCAGAGGAAUUUUGACAAAAAGUUUUGUCAAAUAAUUUUGUGCAAAACAAUGCAUGUGACAUCUUGAAACCUGGGAAAACAGAGAACAAGAGGGAUGGAGUGGCUACACUGUCUCAGCCAGCAGUAAUAUCUAGCCAUAAAAAUUAGCUUGUUACCUUGGCCUGCAGUCAGCCCAAAGCCGGUAGGUUCUGGGAAGGGAGUUACUACCUGUGAAGGUAGGGUUGAGUGCAUCAGGGGCCUUGUGACUGUUCUCACAGUACUGUUUGCCUGAAGAAAAGGUCUGCUUUCAGUACAUAUUUAAGGUGAGAUUCUUGCUUCUGUUUGCAAGUACGAUUUCAUAAAAAUCUCUGAACUUUAUAGAUUGACAUGGUCAAAGAGACAUUAGAAAGAAGACAAUAAUGAGGGGAUCAUUACCAAACAUUUAUUGAACACUUUGUAGGGUGCUAAUACUGUGCUAAGUGCUUGACAUUCUUUCACUGAAUCUCACUGAACGUGCAAUAAAUAACCCUAUGAGCAAAGUGCUGUAGUUACCCCAGUUUUACAGAUACAGAAGCUGAGGCGUCCAGUGGUUAAGUGAACUACCCAGGAUCAUAUACGUACUAAAUGGCAGAGUCACUUGUCAAUUCCGGUGUGUCUGGCGCCAAAGCCCACAUUUUUACCCUAUGAUAAGCCCUUUAUUUUACAGAUAAGGAAGUGAAGGUCCUAAGAGGCUAAGACCUGUGGUCACUGUCCUUUGUACUCUUAGUCUGGGUCUUUUUCUGCAUUAUAUCCUCUUAAUAAAUUUUUUAUAGCUAUGCAUUUGGUCAAGUAUUUCUGGCCUCUGUGAAUCUUACUAAUGUGUCAAAUUGAUACAAAAGUUACUAGGUUUGUAAACGUUUAGAUAGAAUAAGAUUUAGAUUUUUAAACUUUGUAGUGGAAUCACUUAAUCUGAUUUUUAAUGAAGCGUUUUCUGCCAGACUCUUAUAAAGGAGACGCUGUCUCUUAUGUGCUAUUAAAAGUUGAACCUUGUGACUACUGUCUAUGUUUUUCUUUUAGAGAGGUCAAAAGGGACAGCCUGUGACUUCGUGUAAAAAAUAGCCACCAACAAUCUAUCCAGCAUCAUUUUUAGUUCUGUAAUUUUGGUAACGCCACAUUUUCAAAACAGAUUAAAUUUGUCUGAUUUAUUUCAGAAGUAUAUAUUACAAAGCAUUUAAAGGCAAUUGAGAAUUCAAAUGCGCACAGCAGAGCUAGAGAGCUUUUUACAGAGAGGCCAUCUAAGAGAGAAAGAAGAUAUACCAUCAAGACCUAGAAUAAUUCUACCAUUUCUUCUUCACCUUGAGGAGAUUUGGAAAUUAGAGGGUAACAAUUUGCAUGAAAAUUACUGAAUGCUUUUUCUUCUUAUCUCUGAGGCCUUCUGUGGAGAAUUAAUAGGAGGUCGAAUGAGCACAUGGAUAAAAUGGAUCAUCUUAAAGGAUUGAAAUUCCAAAAAUACAUCAGCAGGACUGAACAGGUUUGACAUAAUGAGAUUUCUAUUUUAGCUUGACUUCUGGAACUCUGAAUAAACCAUAAACUGAGCUACCCAAGGUCCUGGGAAGGAAGUUUCUUUUCUAAAAUAUUCUGGCCAUAUAACAUUUUUUUUUAUUCGUGACCUUUGAAAAAGUAUAUUUACUCAUAAACUUUCUUAGGAACAAGACUAUUAGACACUUACCAAGUUUUAAUAUAUGGAGAUAGAAAACAGCAAUGUUGUAUCAUGCUGAAAGAGAAAUUUGAUUAAAGAAACGGAGACCAGAAAGAGGCAAAAUAUCUACGUAAGCAUUGGUUGAGAUGGCAGAAGCAUCUGUGGAUGCCUCAACUCCGCCUGUAACAGUGAAGAAAAAGAAAAGUCUAUCCAUUGAAGAAAAGAUCGACAUCAUAAAUGCAGUAGAAAGUGGCAAGAAAAAAGCAGAGAUUGCAGCUGAAUAUGGAAUAAAGAAAAAUUCAUUGUCUUCUAUUAUGAAAAAUAAAGACAAAGUUCUAGAAGCCUUUGAAUCUCUGAGAUUUGACCCAAAGAGAAAAAGACUGAGAACUGCUUUUUACACAGAUCUGGAAGAGGCAUUAAUGAGGUGGUAUCGAAUUGCUCAGUGUCUAAAUGUACCAGUUAAUGGUCCAAUGUUGCGUCUAAAAGCUAAUGAUUUUGCCCAGAAACUGGGACAUAAUGAUUUUAAGUGCAGUAAUGGUUGGCUGGAUCGCUUUAAAUCCAGGUAUGGUUUAGUAUUCAGAGCUCAGCCUGUAGAAGCCACAACACCAGUAGACCCUUCAGCUGUCUGGCACCAAAACGUACUUCCUUAUUAUUUAAACGAUUAUCAUGCUAAAAAUGUUUUUAAUAUAAAAGAGACUGGGCUGCUUUAUAGAAUGUUACCUACAAAUACAUUUGCAUUUAAAGGAGAAACAUGCUCAAUUGGAAAGUUAUGCAAAGACAGAAUAACUCUGGUAGUCGGCGCCAACAUGGAUGGCUCAGAGAAACUUCCUUUGCUUAUCAUUGGAAAAAACAGAAAUCCACAUUGUUUCAAAGGUAUAAAAUCAUUGCCUGUAUGUUAUGAAGCUAAUAGAAUGGCAUGGAUGACCUCAGAUGUAUUUGAACAAUGGAUGCGGAAGCUUGAUGAGAAAUUUCAAGCCCAACAACGACGAGUGGUGAUUUUUGUUGAUUCUUUUCCUGCGCAUCCAGAGGUAAAGAACCUGAAGUCCAUUGAGUUAGCAUUCUUUCCAUCAUGUUUAUCUUCCAAAUUUAUAGCAAUGAAACAAGGUGUUAUUAAAAGCCUUAAAAUAAAAUACCGACAUUGUCUUGUCAAGAAAUUUUUAAGUUCUGUUGAAGGCAGCAAAGAAUUUACGUUUUCCCUGCUAGAUGCAGUUGAUGCUUUGCACCUCUGCUGGAGAGCUGUAACACCCGAGACUAUUGUUAAGGGCUAUGAAGAGGCAGGAUUCAAAUCUCAAAAUGACGAAAGUGACAAGACAAACACGGAGACAGACCCUGGUCUUGAUUUGGUUGCCCAUGCCCAGGCAGCCGGAGUGGAAUUUCCUGAAGGUUUAUCUAUAGAGGGCUAUGCUGCCCUGGAUGAUGAUCUGGAGACCUGCGAAACGACACCAGGUGAAGAAGAUUCGGGGGGGACCGCAGAGAGUAAAUCAGAUGAAGCUGCGUUUGAUACUUCUGACGAUGAAGAUGAUGGUGGAUCUCUAGGGGCCCAACUCCCUUUACCAUCAAAAAGUGAGGCAAUAACUGCUUUAGAUACUCUUAAAAUUUUUCUUAGAAGUCAAGAUAUCGAUGAUGGGCUUCAUAAUUCUUUAGCAGACCUUGAAAUUUUUGUUAACUCUUUAUCAUCUAAAUAAUUAUUUACGUACAUCUGAAAAGUAAUAGCUUUUCCUAAUGUAUUUUACUAUAUAAGGUAUAUAAAGAGAAAAUACCACUUAAAGAUAAAAAAUGAAAAGCUAGUAAUUUUUAGUUUAAUUGAAAAUGUCUUUGGUUUGAAUAACAAAGUUCCCUAGGUAGAUUGAAUAAUGAGUAAGUAAAUGAAAAGUAUGAAUUUCAAUUUAACAAGAUUUUAGGGAGUAGAAAAUGUAUUUCACAGGACUUGUACUUCAAACAUAUGGCAUAUAUGUUAAAAAAUAAAAAGAACUCUCUAGCUAUUUGAUUCGUACAGGUUGACUUGAUGAUUACUAUUUUCUUCUUUUUAAGGCUCAGAUUGUGUUCUGGAAUAUUUUAAUUUACCUAUAUAUAAGAAACAAAAUAUCUACUGCUUAGAUGUUUGUUUUUAUAAAGACAUAUAUUCUAACUAGAUUUAUUUAAAGUUACUUUUCUUGUAACAAGCUAAUCUUUCUAAUAAGAAAUCAUGGAAACUACUGAAAAUAAAAUCUGACCCAAUAAUAUCUCAAAGUGAUGAAAAACAUAUGUCUCACUACUUUAAAGUUAUUUCUACAUAAGGUCAAAUGAAAGACUAUGACCUUAUCAGACUUUUUUUGUCAUCUACAACUGGAAGAUGAUACGGAUUCUUCCUAAAUACUUGUAUGUAUAUGUGUGUUUUUAAUAGAAAUACAUUAUUGAAACAUUUAUUAAACUUUUAUGAUAUUUAUAUUUCAACAAGAUUACUCUUAAAAAGUAAAUAUAAAUAUACAUAUGUAGUUACUAAAAAGAAGUAUUUUAUGUAGUUCUUAGUUUUCUAAUUUUAACAACUGAAACUUU
Molecule: messenger RNA, 5887 nt
Organism: Manis javanica (Malayan pangolin)
Lineage: Eukaryota; Metazoa; Chordata; Mammalia; Pholidota; Manidae
Gene: TIGD4
Product: tigger transposable element derived 4
Cellular component (GO): nucleus
Molecular function (GO): DNA binding
Source: RefSeq, a predicted model, not a curated record